Prorocentrum cordatum is the source of this 423-nucleotide messenger RNA. Lineage: Eukaryota; Dinophyceae; Prorocentrales; Prorocentraceae. The record is from the annotation of a GenBank genome assembly.
AUGUUUUCUUUCGCGACGUCGGAUCUCAGGAUCCCCUCCUCGUCCUCCGCCUGCUCCUGCUUCUCCUCGGGCACCAUUUGGCUCCAUCCAAUGCUGCAUGGGCUUUCGCUGUUUCAUACCGUGCAAAUUGUUUCCCCCUCGUACGGACAAGCACAUAUGAUGGCAUUGAGUGGCCAAUGCGCCGCCUGGCGCACGGUGAUCAGUUCCAGUGUCAGGUGUUUGCAGGCAUCCAUGUCUUGCGUCUUCCCAUCUGGCACGUUUCGUUGCCAGUGGUUGUUGGCAACCAUCCAGCGUUCUGGAAUGUGCAGGAGUGUUACUUUGCUUGCGCGUGAAAGGUAUACUAUCUGCAGGCCUGUCCUCCUAAUCGAGAAGUUUCUUGCUUCGUCCGCUGGCCAGUGCCUGCGAGCCAGUGCACUUGAUUGA